This is a messenger RNA of Dipodomys spectabilis (banner-tailed kangaroo rat), 2838 nucleotides long. RefSeq names its product microsomal triglyceride transfer protein (gene Mttp). The transcript is spliced from 18 exons. The coding region runs from base 13 to 2697 and encodes 894 amino acids. Gene Ontology annotation, cellular component: endoplasmic reticulum; Golgi apparatus; basolateral plasma membrane. The record is from RefSeq and is a predicted model, not a curated record. Gene Ontology annotation, biological process: cholesterol homeostasis; lipoprotein metabolic process; lipid transport. NCBI's taxonomy places the organism in Eukaryota, Metazoa, Chordata, Mammalia, Rodentia, Heteromyidae. Gene Ontology annotation, molecular function: lipid binding.
CAGCUAGUCAGGAUGAUUCUUCUUGCUGUGCUUUUUCUCUGUUUCAUUUCCUCGUAUUCUGCUUCUGUUAGAGGUCACACAACUGGUCUCUCAUUAAAUAACGACCGGCUUUACAAGCUGACAUACACCACCGAAGUGUUGGUUGAUGGAGGCAAAGGAAAACUUCAAGACAGCGUGGGCUACCGGAUUUCAUCCAGUGUGGAUGUUGUCUUACUGUGGAGGAAUCCUGACGGUGAUGACGAUCAACUGAUCCAAAUUACGAUAACGGAUGUAAAUGUGCAGAAUGUGAAUCCACAGAGAGGAGAGAAGAGCAUCUUCAAAGGAAAAAGCCAACCCAAAAUCAUAGGAAAGGAAAACUUGGAAGCUCUGAAAAGACCGAUGCUCCUUCAUCUAAUCCAUGGAAAGGUCAAAGAGUUCUACUCAUAUCCAAAUGAGCCAGAGGCCAUUGAGAAUCUCAAGAGAGGCUUGGCUAGUUUGUUUCAGAUGCAGUUAAGCUCUGGAACCGUCAAUGAGGAAGAUAUCUCUGGAAAUUGUCAAGUGACCUACCAGGCUCAGCAAGACAAAGUGGUCAAAAUUAAAGCCUUGGAUUCAUGCAAAAUAGAGAGGUCUGGUUUUACAACUGCAAAUCAGGUCUUGGGUGUCAGAGUGAAAGCCACAUCUGUCACUACCUAUAAGAUAGAAGACAGUUUUGUCACAGCGGUGCAAGCAGAAGAGAGUCAUGCUUUCAGGCUGAAUUUCUUACAAACAAUUACGGGGAAAAUAACCUCAAAGCAGAAACUGGAGCUGAAGACAACAGAAGCAGGCCCAAGACUGAUACCUGGAAAGCAGCUGGCCUCUGUAAUUAAAGCCGUUGAUGCAAAGUACACAGCCAUCCCCAUCGUGGGGCAGGUCUUCCAGAGCGCAUGCAAAGGAUGCCUUUCUCUCUCCGAGCAUUGGCAGUCCAUCAGGAAGCAGCUGGAGCCCGACAACCUCUCCAGCGCCGAUUCCGUCCGAAGCUUCCUGGCCUUCAUUCAGCACCUCAGGACCGCCAAGAGAGAAGAGAUCCUCCAGAUCCUCAAGGCAGAGAAGAAGGAAGUCCUACCACAGCUGGUCGAUGCUGUCACUUCUGCUCAGACCUCAGACUCAUUGGAAGCCAUCCUGGACUUUCUGGACUUCAAAAGUGACAGUAGCAUUAUCCUUCAGGAGAGGUUUCUGUAUGCCUGUGGAUUUGCCUCUCACCCAGAUGAAGAUCUCCUGAGAACCCUUGUGGGUAAGUUCAAAGGUUCCUUUGGAAGCAACGACAUCAGAGAGACUGUUAUGAUCAUCAUCGGAGCCCUAGUCAGGAAGCUGUGUGAAAAUGAAGGCUGUAAACUCAAGGCAGUAGUAGAAGCCAAGAAGUUAAUCCUGGGAGGACUUGAGAAGCCAGAGAAGAAAGAGGACACAAUGAUGUACCUGCUGGCCCUGAAGAACGCCCUUCUUCCAGAAGCCAUUCCGCUCCUGCUGAAGUUUGCAGAGUCAGGAGAAGGACCUAUCAGCCACCUCGCCAUUACCACUCUGCAGAGAUACGAUGUCCCCCUCAUCACCCAGGAGGUAAAGAAGACCUUGAACAGGAUAUACCACCAGAAUCGUAAAGUUCAUGAGAAGACGGUGCGCACUGCUGCUGCUGCUGUCAUUUUAAAUAGCAACCCAUCCUACAUGGAGGUGAAAAACAUCCUGCUGUCUAUUGGGGAACUUCCCAAAGAAAUGAAUAAAUACAUGCUCUCCGUUGUUCAAGACAUUCUACGUUUUGAAAUGCCGUCCAGCAAAGUGGUCCGCCAAGUUCUCAAGGAAAUGGUAGCUCACAAUUACGAUCGUUUCUCCAAGACUGGCUCCUCUUCUGCAUACACUGGCUACAUAGAACGUAGUCCGCAUGCGUCGUCCACUUACAGUCUUGACAUUCUUUACUCGGGCUCUGGCAUUCUGAGGAGAAGUAACCUGAACAUCUUCCAGUAUGUUGGGAAGGCUCAUCUGCAUGGUAGUCAGGUGGUCCUUGAAGCCCAAGGGAUGGAAGGCUUAAUUGCAGCCACUCCUGAUGAGGGAGAGGAGAACCUGGACUCCUAUGCUGGCAUGUCACCCAUCCUCUUCGAUGUUCAGCUCAGGCCUGUCACCUUUUUCAAUGGAUACAGUGACCUGAUGUCCAAGAUGCUGUCAGCAUCUAGCGACCCUGUCAGUGUGGUAAAAGGACUUAUUCUGCUAAUAGACCAUUCCCAGGAGCUUCAGUUGCAAUCUGGACUAAAGGCCAACAUGGAGGUGCAGGGUGGUCUUGCUAUCGAUAUUUCAGGUGCCAUGGAGUUUAGUCUGUGGUAUCGCGAGUCUAAAACCCGAGUGACAAAUAGGGUGGCUGUGGUCCUGACUGGUGAGCUUACCGUGGACUCCUCUUUUGUGAAAGCCGGCUUGGAAACCAGGGCUGAGACAGAGGCAGGCCUGGAGUUCAUCUCCACAGUGCAGUUUUCUCAGUACCCAUUCUUAAUCUGCAUGCAGAUGGACAAGUCUGAAGCUCCCUUUAGGCAAUCUGAGACAAAAUAUGAAAGGCUGUCCACAGGCAGAGGCUACGUCUCUCGGAGAAGCAAAGAAAGGCUCCUAGCAGGAUGUGAAUUCCCACUCCAUCAAGAGAACUCUGAGAUGUGUAAGGUGGUAUUCGCCCCUCCAGCAGAGAGUUCUUCCAGUGGAUGGUUUUAAGAACUAAUCGGUGAUAUUUCACGUGAAUUUGUCUUCCGGGAAGGGAUACAAUGAGACGUGGGCUGCCGGAUGAAGUGCUUGCUCUCUGAGAGCAGUGUUUACAUAUUUACAUAUAUUUAAGAUUUUUGUAAAAAGCAAUGG